AUGGAAGUCAGUGACAUCUCCUUUGGGAUGGUGAUGUUAUUACAGAUCAGCAUCGGCCUCUCAGUGAACAUCUUCCUCCUCCUGUUUUAUGCCCAUGUGAUCUCCACCAGCCACAGUCUCAGCUCCCCUAACCUGAUCCUGGCCCACUUGGCCUUCGCCAACACCAUCAUCCUCCUCACCGGGGCAAUCCCGGAUGCUCUGUCAAUCUGGGGGUUGGAGAAUUUUCUGAGUGACGUUGGCUGUAAAUUCAUCAUUUACUCCUAUCGAGUAGCCCGGGGUCUCGUCAUCUGCACCACCUGCCUCCUGAGCGUCUUCCAGGCCGUCACCAUCAGCCCCGGCACCUCCCGGUGGGCGGGGGUCAAAGCCAAGUUACCCAAAUACGUCGUCCCGUCCUGUGCUCUCUCCUGGGUGCUCAACCUGGUGGUCGACCUUACGGCCCCAAUGGACGUGACAGCUCCCCGGAACAGUAGCAGCGUUCUAAUCAUAUUUGAUCUUAAAUACUGCACUGUGGUCACCAUGAGUUCAGAAACGGCCCUGAUCAACGCUGUCAUGUUCUCCGUGUGGGACCUGUUCUUCGUGGGGCUCAUGAGCUCGGCCAGCGGCUACAUGGUGUUCAUCCUCCACAGACACCACCGGCAGGUCCAGCAUCUCCACGGGCCCGGACGCUCCCCCAGGGAGAUGCCCGAGGUCCAGGCGGCCAAGAGGAUCGUCGCUCUGGUCACCCUCUACGUCCUCCUCUACGGGGAACAGUCCAUCAUGCUGAGUGUUUUACUCAACAUGAAAGAAAAGUCUUCUCUGCUGGUGAUCAGUCACAUGGUCGGAUCACCCGCCUUCUCCGUGGUCAGUCCGUUCCUAGUGAUUCACAGUAACAGGAAGAUGAAAGGCCUUUGGAAAAGGGACUCUUCUGGGUCCAAAUUGGAUUCCUCAUAG
Molecule: messenger RNA, 930 nt
Organism: Ornithorhynchus anatinus (platypus)
Lineage: Eukaryota; Metazoa; Chordata; Mammalia; Monotremata; Ornithorhynchidae
Product: vomeronasal 1 receptor ornAnaV1R3012
Exons: 1
Coding region: 1-930 (309 amino acids)
Biological process (GO): G protein-coupled receptor signaling pathway
Cellular component (GO): membrane
Molecular function (GO): pheromone receptor activity
Source: RefSeq, marked inferred